Molecule: messenger RNA, 3410 nt
Organism: Sardina pilchardus (European sardine)
Lineage: Eukaryota; Metazoa; Chordata; Actinopteri; Clupeiformes; Clupeidae
Product: poly(ADP-ribose) glycohydrolase-like
Exons: 20
Coding region: 266-3325 (1019 amino acids)
Biological process (GO): ATP generation from poly-ADP-D-ribose; nucleotide-sugar metabolic process; carbohydrate metabolic process
Cellular component (GO): cytoplasm; nucleus
Molecular function (GO): poly(ADP-ribose) glycohydrolase activity
Source: RefSeq, a predicted model, not a curated record
AUUGCAACAACCGGGGUAAUUGUAACAUUUCACUUUUAUAAAAUCAAAUCUGUUUCGAUUAGGCCUACGUAGGCUACUUUGUUCACCCAACAUUCAACCAGUCAGAGCGCUUUAGCCAACUACGCAUUCCGUGAUUACUUUCACAUUCGGUUAUGGCUUGUCUGACAGUGCACCUUGAAGGCUAGGCUAUAGGCUUCUCUGCCUAUAACUGGACAAAACUUCAAAAUCAUAAAUCGUUCAUCAUCUACCGUAGUGAUCAGAUAAUAUGGCCAAUAACCAGAGAAAUCGAAGUGAUGGGGUAAGCGAAAGUUUGAAAUGGUCAGACUCCGGUGGAAGCCAGAAGGAUGAUGGGCGAGGCCCAGAGCAGCACAGAAGUGGGACGCCCCAAGACCCCAAGAGAGACCUAAUGGAGUUCACCACCAGCACCAGCUUUGUCAACCCGACUCCUUCAACAGUGGCCCACAGCGCAGCUGCCUAUAGUUCUGAUUCUGAUUCUGAUUCUGGUUCCAGGAGGGGGUCCGGAGAUGGAACAGGAGCAGAGAUGGCCAAUAACGUGAGAAAUCGAACUGAUGGGGUAAGCGCCAGUUUGAACUGGUCAGACUCCGGUGGACGCCAGAAGGAUAAUGGGCGAGGCCCAGAGCAGCACAGAAGUUGGACCCCACACAAGAUGGCCAAAAACGUGAGAAAUCGAACUGAUGAGAUGAGCAAAAUUUUGAACUGGUCAGACUCCGAUGGAAGCCAGAAGGAUGAUGGGCGAGGCCCAGAGCAGCACAGAAGUGGGACGCCCCAAGACCCCAAGAGAGACCUAAUGGACUUCACCACCAGCACCAGCUUUGUCCACCCGACUCCUUCAAUAGUGGGCCACAGCGCAGCUGCCUAUAGUUCUGAUUCUGAUUCUGAUUCUGGUUCCAGGAGGGGGUCCGGAGAUGGAACAGGAGCAGAGAUGGCCAAUAACGUGAGAAAUCGAACUGAUGGGGUAAGCGCCAGUUUGAACUGGUCAGACUCCGGUGGGCGCCAGAAGGAUAAUGGGCGAGGCCCAGAGCAGCACAGAAGUUGGACGCGCCAAGACCCCAAGAGAGACCUAAUGGACUUCACCACCAGCACCAGCUUUGUCCACCCGACUUCUUCAACAGUGGCCCACAGCGCAGCUGCCUAUAGUUCUGAUUCUGAUUCUGAUUCUGGUUCCAGGAGGGGGUCCGGAGAUGGAACAGGAGCAGAGAUGGCCAAUAACGUGAGAAAUCGAAGUGAUGCGGUUAGCGCCAGUUUGAACUGGUCAGACUCCGGUGGACGCCAGAAGGAUGAUGGGCGAGGCCCAGAGCAGCACAGAAGUUGGACGCGCCAAGACCCCAAGAGAGACCUAAUGGACUUCACCACCAUCACCAGCUUUGUCCACCCGACUCCUUCAACAGUGGCCCACAGCGCAGCUGCCUAUAGUUCUGAUUCUGAUUCUGGUUCUGGUUCCAGGAGGGGGUCCAGAGAUGGAACAGGAGCAGAGGUAGGGACUCCAGGAGGUAAAACGGUCAAAGAACAGCAAGUGGGCUCAGGUUCUACUUCUGGAACCAGAAACACACCCAAACCAGUUAGCGCCUCUGGUUCCGACGACAGGGGUAGAUUUGAUGAAGGGCCUUCAAGAACAAGGGAAGACAGCAUGCAGUAUGAGCACUCAGGUGCUGCUUCUGGAACCAGAAACACACCCAAACCAGUUAGCGCCUCUAGUUACAACGACAGGGGUAGAUUUGAUGAAGGGGCUUCAAGAAGAAGUGAAGACAACAUGCAGUGUGAGCACUCAGGUGCUGCUUCCUUGACCACCAGGGAGGCACCCCGAUGGAACGCCAGGAUGGCUUGGGACUGCAACUUAGUCCUGGCCCCGCUGUUCUACAGUGCAGAUGACACCGUACUGAUUGAUGUGAAUGUGUUCACUCAGGACAGACAACUGAAAGCCAUACAUGGAAAGCCACUGUGGGAUGCCUUCCAUGUGAAAAUGCCACAUGCCGAUGAAAGUAUCUUCAUGACCAAGGGGGGCGAGAAAGAGCCGCGUUGGAAUGCCAUCUCCAAACAACUGCAGAAGCUUCGAUCAAGCUCAGGGACUGUGGCUAAGAUUGAGAAAGCCAUUAAGAAGUAUAACCCUCAGUACAGCUCCUGGUCCUUUGUAGGACUUCAGCAAUAUGAAAAGGAAAUUCCAAAAGAAGAGAAAGAGAUAUUUGCUAAGGUCAUUCCCAAAAUAGCAGACUUGGCUUUGAAACUGACAGACUAUGUUCCACGGGGCCUUCCUCUGCUUCAGCAGGGCAAGAGCCGUUCCAUCACUCUCUCCCAGGUCCAGAUCGCCGCCCUGUUGGCCAAUGCUUUUUUCUGCACCUUCCCCCACCGCAACACCAGUGCUAAGAACGCGGAAUAUAGCAACUACCCCACCAUCAACUUCAGCAGCUUAUUUGGCAAUUCUUCUCACCCCACGAUUGAGAAACUGAGAGCCAUUGUGCAUUAUUUCAACACUGUCACCAGUGAAAGCUCUCGGCCACAGGGGCUGGUUACCUUUGAGAGAUGUUGCAUCCCAGAUCAACAACUUCCCCAUUGGAGAAAGAAGACUGAACACCUGGGAAAUGUCCGUGUCACUUCUGAGGGAACCAUUGAAAAUGAAGGCAAAGGGAUGUUGCAGGUGGAUUUUGCCUGCAAUAUGGUGGGGGGAGGCGUGCUGGGCUCUGGGCUGGUCCAGGAGGAGAUCCUCUUCCUCAUCAACCCGGAGCUGAUUGUGUCCAGACUCUUCACAGAGAAGCUCAGCGAUAACGAGUGCCUCAAGAUUACAGGAGCCCAGCAGUACAGCGAAUACACAGGCUACAGUAGAAGCUUUGAGUGGAGUGGACCCCAUGUUGACAAAUUGUCAAGAGAUGACUGGAGGAGGCUUCAUCGUAAGAUAGUCGCCAUAGACGCUCUGAACUUUAAACAUUCGAUGGAGCAGUAUACGUUGAAAAAGAUAAAGCGUGAGCUGAACAAGGCUUUUGUUGGGUUCUGGGAGGAAGGCCGUUUUGCUAAUGACAUACCAACUGUUGCCACAGGGAACUGGGGUUGUGGGGCCUUCAAUGGAGAUCCCAUCCUCAAAGGUCUCAUUCAGAUGAUGGCUGCCGCUGUGGCGCAGAGAGACAUGGUAUACUUCUCUUUCAGAGACAAAGACCUGGAAAGGAAACUGCGGAAUAUGCACGCACUUCUUAAAGAGCGCGAAUCCACCGUUGGAGACUUAUACACCAUGCUGGACAACUACUGCAAAUUAAGCAGACCACAAGACCUUUAUCACUUCAUACAGACUUACAAGAACAACAGAAGUUCACUCUGAAUGGGCAGCCAAACUGCAGAGCCUGAUGCCUAAUGCACAAAGCCAUAUACUGCACUACUUAAACAAUAAAUUAUUAUGUGCCAAA